GCCGCCGCCAGAGGUAGUCUCCGUCGGGAAACGUGGUGCAGCCUCCUUGGUGCGAAGGUGCUUUCAAACUUUAGGUUUCUGUUCCUUUCCCCCACGUUUCUGAAGAGCAGAGAGGAAGAUGGAGAGCGAGUCUGGGGCGCAAACAUCAAAUCAGACGCAAACAGAUUCAUUAUCUUCAUCCCCUAAUCCUGUGUCACCUGUGCCUUUGAAUAACCCAACAAGUGCCCCAAGAUAUGGAACAGUGAUUCCUAAUCGCAUCUUUGUAGGAGGAAUUGACUUUAAGACAAAUGAAAAUGAUUUAAGAAAAUUUUUUUCCCAGUAUGGGUCUGUAAAAGAAGUGAAGAUUGUAAAUGACAGAGCUGGAGUGUCUAAAGGGUAUGGUUUCGUCACUUUUGAAACACAAGAAGAUGCACAAAAAAUUUUACAGGAGGCUGAAAAACUUAAUUAUAAGGAUAAGAAACUAAACAUCGGUCCAGCAAUAAGAAAACAACAAGUAGGGAUCCCUCGUUCGAGUAUAAUGCCAGCAGCUGGAACAAUGUAUCUAACAACUUCAACUGGAUAUCCUUACACUUAUCAUAAUGGUGUAGCUUAUUUUCAUAGUCCAGAGGUAACUUCUGUCCCACCACCUUGGCCUUCACGUUCUAUAUCAAGUUCCCCUGUGAUGGUAGCUCAGCCUGUUUAUCAACAAUCUGCAUAUCACUACCAGGCCCCUGCACAGUGUCUACCAGGUCAGUGGCAGUGGGGUAUUCCCCAGUCUACUGCCUCUUCUGCUCCAUUCCUAUACCUACAACCAUCUGAGGUUUUUUAUCAACCAGUGGAAAUUGCACAAGAUGGAGGAUGUGUUCCUCCUCCACUGUCUCUGAUGGAAGCUUCAAUUCCAGAGCCUUAUUCUGAUCAUGGAGUUCAAGCAACAUAUCACCAGGUUUAUGCACCAAGUGCCAUUGCUAUGCCUGCACCUGUGAUGCAGCCUGAACCAAUUAAAGUAAGAAGUUUGUUUUGA
This is a messenger RNA of Phyllostomus hastatus (greater spear-nosed bat), 1000 nucleotides long. RefSeq names its product boule homolog, RNA binding protein (gene BOLL). Gene Ontology annotation, molecular function: RNA binding; protein binding. The coding region runs from base 119 to 1000 and encodes 293 amino acids. The transcript is spliced from 10 exons. The record is from RefSeq and is a predicted model, not a curated record. Lineage: Eukaryota; Metazoa; Chordata; Mammalia; Chiroptera; Phyllostomidae.